Pyricularia grisea is the source of this 1710-nucleotide messenger RNA. RefSeq lists its product as uncharacterized. Lineage: Eukaryota; Fungi; Ascomycota; Sordariomycetes; Magnaporthales; Pyriculariaceae. The record is from RefSeq and is a predicted model, not a curated record. The transcript is spliced from 2 exons. The coding region runs from base 203 to 1285 and encodes 360 amino acids. Gene Ontology annotation, cellular component: plasma membrane.
GUUUCAUCUCUUUCUGCUCAUGUACUUGUUCUUGUCCAAAAUAAAAAGAAGAGUCAGGCCCACAGCUUUAUAUCUUCUUUUUGAUACAACCCCUUUGGGUAUUGCUGGAUCCCUUGGACCUCCGCAUAAGUUCAACAAAGAUACUUUUGGUGCCUUGCUAGCUUCCAAGCUUCCAAUUGCAUAAACUGCCUCGACCGUCAUAAUGUCUACCAAUACCACCGCACAUAUCAACGGCCAGGAUGAGAGCGUCGGUUCCUCGCGGGGCAAGGCUCCCGACGGCGGCGAGACCCAGAUUGGCUUCAGGCCACAGACCAACAUGACCGUGCAGCCUCCUCGACAGGAGGACUUGCAGAAGAGCUAUGCUAGCAUUGUUGGAGACGAAGCCAACCCCAAGGGCUGGUAUGGUACAAUGGUUAACACCAUCGGCUCUUUAAUCGGAACUAUGGGUGCCUUUCCGUGCUGCAUCUGCUGCCCCAACCCGUACAAGAACGUGGAGCAGGGUAACGUCGGCCUCGUCACCAAGUUCGGUCGUUUCUACAAGGCCGUCGACCCAGGCCUGGUCAAGAUCAACCCCCUAUCGGAGCGCCUGGUCCAGGUCGACGUCAAGAUCCAGAUCGUCGAGGUCCCCAAGCAGGUCUGCAUGACCAAGGACAACGUGACACUGCACCUGACGUCUGUCAUCUACUACCACAUUGUCUCGCCCCACAAGGCCGCCUUUGGCAUCACAAACGUCCGCCAGGCCCUCAUCGAGCGCACCCAGACCACUCUCCGUCACGUCGUCGGCGCCCGCGUCCUCCAGGACGUCAUUGAGCGCCGUGAGGAAAUUGCCCAGAGCAUCGGUGAGAUCAUUGAGGACGUUGCCGCCGGCUGGGGUGUCCAGGUUGAGAGCAUGUUGAUCAAGGACAUCAUCUUCAGCCAGGAGCUUCAGGAGUCACUCUCAAUGGCCGCCCAGAGCAAGCGCAUAGGCGAGAGCAAGAUAAUAGCCGCCAAAGCCGAGGUUGAAUCGGCGCGCUUGAUGCGUCAAGCGGCUGAUGUAUUGGCUAGCGGUCCGGCGAUGCAAAUAAGAUAUCUUGAAGCCAUGCAGGCGAUGGCCAAGAGUGCGAACAGCAAAGUUAUUUUCCUUCCCGCGACGAACCAAACUAUUCCCGACAUGGGCCCUAGCCUGAACCCUAACCCUAACACUAAUCCCAAUGGUGAGGGUGGCAGCAACCCCUUCCACGUUGGUGAUUCUCAGGACCCUGGUUACCAGCAGGCACUGCAUGCGCGCAUGGUCGAGAACAUUUAAUUGCUUUUCUUUUUUUUUACCCACUCGCUUCUUCUCUCCUUUACCCGAGCGACAGGCUCAUCGUUUUUGCGCUUUGCACUGCUGAUCCCGACACCAAUACCCCUGAGAGUUUAUGAGUUUGUUUUCUUUUUUUCUUUGCUUUGAUGAAAUUGUUUUCUAAGACAUCUAUCAACGUAUUUACGGGGAGGGGGCUUGUGGCAAUAUGAUACCCAGAUACCCCUUGGCAGGCAGAGGCGAAGUCGACAGGAAGGGUACGAAGUAAUCGGUCUUAAUCGGUUGAAGAACAUGAGCUGAGGAUACCCGUAUUCAGUCACUUGAUCUAGUUUCUAGUUCUAGUAUAUGUUGAAUUCCAAGUUCUUGUGAUAGCAAUGGAACAAGUGGUGUAAUAUCUUGCAGUGCAGACAUCCCCAAAUGUUACAAUUUAA